AUGUCAGAGUUGAAUAAUAAUAAUAAUAAAGAUGGUGAAAGAAAAAACAACGAAAGUAAAGAAAAAUCAAAUGAUAUAGUUAGUUCAAUUGUAAAUGAUUUGAUCGAUGGAAUCAUUUGUUGUUUGAAGAAAGACGCUAGAUAUGAUCUAAUCGAUUGCAAAGAAGAGAAGAAUCAACAACAACUACAAAAAGAACAACCGAUAAACAACGAUAUCCUAUUCACAACAAUAAAACACAUACAAACUCAAGAAACUUCAAACCAACCAAACAAAAUAAUAUAUUACCGACAAGAAAGUGAAACAAUCAAUCGAAAUCAAACAGAGACUGUUAUUUGGCAACCAAGAGUAUUAAAACAAGUUAAAAACGAUUGCUGUGGAUAUUAUAGUUUAUUUAAUGGUAUUUCCGUUUAUAAAUCAUGUAUUGCCAAUAGCUUUGAAGAUAGAGAUAGUUAUUUUAAGAGAAUGACAUGUCGUCCUUUGUUUUGGCAUAUCUAUUCGAUAGCUUUGAAUCUACUGGUACAAAAAGCAAGAUUGGCAAAGAAGACAUACUAUCCGUGGAAUGAAAAGUACAUUGUAAAAGGUAUAAUGGAGCGUUGCUACAUCGACUGUGCAUUGGAUAUCGAUGGUGGUGAACAAGCGAAACAACCAAUCGGAGAUCAUCUACUAAUUAUUACUACUACUACUACUACUACUAUUUUCAUUAUUAGAAUUCUUCAAGAUUGUAUACUUGGAGAUAAAGAUAUUGUUAAAGAGAUUAUAGAUAUAAACUUGAAUGGAUUCCUUGAUAAUUACUAUCAAUAUGUGAAUCCGAUUGAUUCAGUAUCGAUACACGAAUCACUAGAUUUAAAUGAUAUUAAAAUGGUACAAUUAAUACAUUGGCUUGAGAACUAUUGGCCACCAUCAGUAAUCGAACAUAAUAUUUGUCAAGUAUUAGAUUGCAUUAUAAAGAGUAAAGAAGAUAUGAACGAUAUAAUUCAUCAAAAUACAUUGGAAUCAUUCUCAAAGUGGACCAAAGAUUUGUCUAAUCACAGUCUUGCAACUUCCGAAAUUAAUUUAUUAAAACGAUUUUCAACUACAGUCGAGUGGUUUCAAUAUAAAUUUAUUAGACCCUCAUAA
Molecule: messenger RNA, 1116 nt
Organism: Heterostelium album PN500
Lineage: Eukaryota; Evosea; Eumycetozoa; Acytosteliales; Acytosteliaceae
Exons: 5
Coding region: 1-1116 (371 amino acids)
Source: RefSeq, a predicted model, not a curated record